AGCCUAAAAAUGCCGGCGCAUGGCUGCUCUCCAGAUUUCUCUUUGGCGUAAUGUCCGUAAUUACGAUUAUUAUAAAUUAAUGAAACUGAUUUUUUUUUUUGUAUGGUGUAAUCUGCGUAAUUUUUAAUUUUUACGAAUAGCUGUAACGUAACUUGUCAACAUGAACAAUUCAGAGAUCGAUGAUUCGAGUAAAACGAUCCAACUCGAUAAAAGUCAGGUUGAUGAAGAGAAUUCACGAAAUUCGCGAGAAGACGUCGACGAUACACCACAUGUUGACGAAGAGCAACGAGAAAAAUUAAUACGACUGCCUUUAGGAAGAAUUAAAACCAUUAUCAAAAUGGAUCCUGAAGUUGGUUUGAUUAAUCAAGAAGCUGCGUUUCUGGUAGCAAAGUCGGUGGAAUUUUUUAUCGAGUCGCUUGCAAAAGAAGCUUAUAAAUAUACUGUACAGUCGAAGAAAAGAACCGUUCAAAAGCGUGAUGUGGAAAAUGCCAUUGACAAUGUGGAUGCGCUUGUAUUUUUGGAAGGUAUGCUCGAUUGAUCGUAUCUAGUAUUUAUCGUACGAUUCGACGAAUUAAAAUGUUUUUUUAUCUUUACUAACGUAAUACUUUUACAUUUGUGAACAUUAAGAAUACUGUUGAUUGCUGCAAAAAAUUGUUGAUAUUGUAAAUGAAAAAAAUAAACAUGUGUCCACUCAAGCAGAAAAA
Solenopsis invicta (red fire ant) is the source of this 704-nucleotide messenger RNA. RefSeq names its product DNA polymerase epsilon subunit 4 (gene PolE4). The transcript has 2 exons. Gene Ontology annotation, molecular function: protein heterodimerization activity. The record is from RefSeq and is a predicted model, not a curated record. NCBI's taxonomy places the organism in Eukaryota, Metazoa, Arthropoda, Insecta, Hymenoptera, Formicidae. Gene Ontology annotation, cellular component: nucleus; epsilon DNA polymerase complex. The coding region runs from base 161 to 538 and encodes 125 amino acids.